Messenger RNA from Neodiprion fabricii, 1766 nucleotides. RefSeq names its product protein RCC2 homolog. The coding region runs from base 140 to 1609 and encodes 489 amino acids. The transcript is spliced from 4 exons. The record is from RefSeq and is a predicted model, not a curated record. Lineage: Eukaryota; Metazoa; Arthropoda; Insecta; Hymenoptera; Diprionidae.
GAAUGUUGUACAACACUGGCCAACAUCCGUACCGCCAUUACAUCAAUAAAUGUCAUCUGCACCGCGUCCCUCUAGAUCAAUUUUACAAAUAAUUUUGUACAGUUUUGGUAUUUGAAUAUAUUAUUAGGUGGGAGUGAGAAUGUCUACAAAGCGUAAAAAUACAUCGAGUCUUGAAAAAAGUCGUGGCAAGGCCAAGAAAGUCGAGUACGACGACGAGGAUAUUUCAAGCGAGCAUGAAUCCGACGUCGAGGACGCCGACGCCGGUUCAAAUGUCGACGGGGACGACGCCGUGGAAGACGCCGAUGAUUUGGCAGUUGUUGCUACAAUGCCGGAGCUCCCUCCUCCGGAAGGAGGAUGGGGUAAGCCAGGAACGCUGGCUAUGUGCGGCUUGACAAAUUGGGAUAUGAGCGGACGCAAGGCACCUCCGAAGGGGGUCAAAGCCACCGUAGGACGCAGCUUGUGGACUCCGCACACAUUCAAAAACUUGGAAGGCACUCGAGUCAGACUUGUUGCCUCAGGACCUGCUGCGUCACACAAUGUAGUCGUCACCGAAGAUAACAGGUGUUUGGUAUUUGGCAGAAAUGAUAAAGGGCAACUUGGUGUCGGCGACACUAAACGUCGAGAUGAACCGACUGAAGUGGAAACCCUAAAAGAUCACACAGUAAUAGCUGCGGCAUGUGGAAGGCAUCAUACACUGUUUUUAACCAGCCGUGGUAUUGUUUUUGCAGCUGGAGAUAAUAAACUUGGUCAGUGUGGUGUUGGUAAAUCAGAAACAUGCAUCGCUGCAGCAAUGAAAAUAAAGUAUAGCGGUCCUCCCAUAGUUAAAAUAGGAUGUGGUGUUGAUUUUUCCAUGAUCUUAGACAUUAAGGGAGGGCUGCAUUCUUUUGGCUGUCCAGAAUAUGGCGCUCUAGGCCAUAAUACGGAUGGUAAAUACUUUAUAACUUCCACAAAAAUGGCAUUUCACUUCGAAAAGGUUCCUAAACGGAUCGUUUUGUAUGUCGAGAGAGCAAAAGACGGACAUGUCACCCCUCUGGAUCGUGUAGAAAUUACAGACUUUAGCUGUGGAUAUCACCACACAGUUGCAAUCGAUAAUAAGAAUCGUGCAUUUUCUUGGGGCUUUGGAGGCGUCGGUCGCUUAGGUCAUGCCGAACAGCGAGAUGAGCUGGUACCACGAUUAAUAAAGUUUUUUGACCCCCCAAGUCGCGGUAUCAAAUCUAUUCACUGUGGGAGCACUUACAGCAUUGCAAUCAACGUACACGGAUCGGCUUUGAUGUUCGGGCAAACUAAACGGACAGGUGAAGCAAAUAUGUAUCCCAAACCGAUUCAAGAUCUAUCUGGAUGGGAAAUUAGGUGCGUUGGAUGUUCCCAAACCAGUGUUGUUGUCGCUGCCGAUGAAUCAGUGAUCGCAUGGGGUGCUAGUCCAACCUUCGGUGAAUUGGGCUUCGGUGAAAUGCGUAAAUCAUCAACAACACCGAUGGAAGUUAAGGCAUUGGAGGGUCUUUAUAUAACCGCGGUAACAUGCGGCUUAUCUCACACACUUUUCAUUUGUCGAGAUGAAUCAGACGAAGAAAAAGCGAAGCUUGCAAAACUUCAAGAAUAUUCGGUUUAAAUUGAUGAUGCACUUUCUACCUUUACACGAAAAAUUUUGUUGAGUAUCUAAGGUAUUGCAACUGUUCUUGAAGGAAUUGAUUAAUUUUAUGAGAAGUCUUGAGCGUGAUUGGUAUUAUCACUCAAGGCUAUCGAUCAGAACCUUGGAACGUAAUAUC